AUGGAGUACUACAACAUAGACACGCUUCUCGCGCUAACAAACAGAGUGACCGUAACAUUCACACCACCUACCACUCUGCUCAUUCCAGCCACCAAAACAACCUCAACACUCACCACAUCUGCGCUACCUCUCUACCAAGUACUAUUCUUCCUAAAGAAUGGUCACUGUGUACUGUACGGCCCACUAGUACCGGUGAAUAUUAUGAACGAUUUAAUGGCCUGUCCGGUACUUGUCAAUCUGAACAAGCUGUACAGGCAUAUGUACCGGUUGGUUGGAAUUAUUGGUGAGGAGGGAUGGACCGAUAUAUUUAGGAUUAGGAUGGGAAUGCUCAGCAGGCUUCUUUUUGCUGAGAAUUUUUGUGAGGAUGAUUUGUUGAUCUGUGAUGAGAAUGAGCGAGAAAUUGUGCGGAUGGGGAUAGUAAGAUUUAAGAAAUUUGCCUAG
This is a messenger RNA of Vavraia culicis subsp. floridensis, 441 nucleotides long. RefSeq lists its product as uncharacterized. The record is from RefSeq and is a predicted model, not a curated record. The transcript has a single exon. Bases 1 to 441 code for a protein of 146 amino acids. NCBI's taxonomy places the organism in Eukaryota, Fungi, Microsporidia, Pleistophoridae.